Molecule: messenger RNA, 439 nt
Organism: Lethenteron reissneri (Far Eastern brook lamprey)
Lineage: Eukaryota; Metazoa; Chordata; Hyperoartia; Petromyzontiformes; Petromyzontidae
Product: putative ubiquitin carboxyl-terminal hydrolase 17-like protein 23
Biological process (GO): protein deubiquitination
Molecular function (GO): cysteine-type deubiquitinase activity
Source: RefSeq, a predicted model, not a curated record
GCCAGCAUACCGCUCUUAGGAGCAUGCCGGAUCACAGCCAGAAGGACGCCAUUCCAUCGACAGCGUCUGCCAUCAUCAGGCCCACCUCCCAGAAGCUAGCUGCUCCUCCUGUUCCAGAUCAGAUUGCCAUGGAAGACAAGAUCUAUAAUGGAGCUCCACGACUCGCGCCAGAAUCGGGGGAAAACCUGAGCCUGACGUGGCAGUGGAACGCAUGCGAGGGUGCUGGCCUUGACAACAUGGGGAACACCUGUUUCCUCAAUGCCACCCUGCAGUGCCUCACUUACACCGCACCACUGGCAAACUACCUGAUCUCCAGGCACCACUCAGGAAGAUGUGAGUUCCCAGAACACUUUGAAAUAUCAACAAGCUGAAAAUAAUUGUUACGCGAAGAUGUCCUUGCUGUGUGCUGCACCUACAGCUGAGCUUUGAUUGGUGUUGU